Sinocyclocheilus rhinocerous is the source of this 1893-nucleotide messenger RNA. Its product is annotated as kinesin heavy chain-like. Bases 1 to 1893 code for a protein of 630 amino acids. The record is from RefSeq and is a predicted model, not a curated record. NCBI's taxonomy places the organism in Eukaryota, Metazoa, Chordata, Actinopteri, Cypriniformes, Cyprinidae. The transcript has 15 exons. Gene Ontology annotation, molecular function: ATP binding; microtubule binding; microtubule motor activity. Gene Ontology annotation, biological process: microtubule-based movement.
AUGACGGCCGCAUCAGCUAAGUAUAAUAUUAAAGUGUUCUGCCGCUUCCGACCUGUAAUUCAGACAGAGACCAGCUCAUGCAACAAGGACAUGGCUACAUUUCCAAAGGACAACACUGUCAUCAUCGAGGGAACAUCAUAUGUGUUUGAUGGUGUAUUUCCUCCUGAGACCUAUCAGGAGCAGGUGUACAACACCUGUGCAAAACAGAUUGUCAAAGAUGUGCUGGAAGGUUGCAAUGGAACGAUCUUUGCCUAUGGACAAACCUCUUCUGGCAAGACACACAGCAUGGAGGGCAACCUCAAUGACUUGCAGCACAUGGGCAUUAUUCCACGCAUUGCAAAGGACAUCUUUAAUCAUGUGAAUGACAACCUGGAAUUCCAUAUCAAGGUGUCAUAUUUUGAGAUCUACAUGGAGAAAAUCAAUGAUCUUCUAGAUGUCACAAAGACCAAUCUGUGCGUGCAUGAAGAUGAGAACCACGUCCCUUAUGUAAAGGGCUGCACUGAACGGUUUGUGUCCAGUCCUGAGGAGAUCACUAAUAUCAUUAAUGAAGGAAAGUCCAAACGGCAUGUUGCUGGCACCAAUAUGAAUGAGUACAGCUCUCGCAGCCAUAGCAUUUUCCAGAUCGUCAUUUCGCAGGAGCAUGGGGACCAUAAACUCUCUGGGAAACUCUACCUGGUGGAUCUGGCUGGCAGUGAGAAGGUCAGUAAGACAGGUGCAGUUGGAAAUGUUCUGGAUGAAGCUAAAAACAUUAAUAAGUCUCUGUCUGCUCUCUGCAAUGUUGUCUCUGCUCUCACUGAACGAGCUAAAACUCACAUACCGUACCGUGACAGUAAGCUGACCAGAGUUCUACAGGAUUUUCUGGGAGGAAACUGCCGGACAACCAUAUUAAUCUGCUGCUCCCCCAGCAGCCUCAACAAAAGCGAGACCAUGUACACCCUCAUGUUUGGACAGCGUGCAAAGAGAAUAAAAAAUACAGCCUCUAUUAACCACAAGAUGACGUCUAAUGAGUGGCAAAGGAAAUAUGAGAAAGAGAAGGAGAAGAACAAUAUUUUGGAGAACAAAAUCCAGACACUGGAGAUGGAGCGGAGAAACUGGCACAAUGGAACAAACAGUCCUGAAUGCAAAAUCGGGGAGUCCAGGAGAAAGGCUCUGUUCUUCUCCUUUAGCACAGACAGGUUAAGCCACAAAUGCUGCUCCGUGGCAACCAUGGCAGCAAGUGAGUGGCCGAUGGCGCAGACCGCCUGCUUGAUGGCAUGGAGGGCAAAAUCUGUGGUGUGGCCUCUGGGACAGUCUCUCACCUCGGUCGUGGUCCCUCAACAGGUCAGCUUGUUGUUGGAGUCCAUGUUGGGUAACAGUGAUACAAUGCUGACACAACUGGGCCACCUGCAGACUGAGAGUGAGAGUACCAAAACUGAAGUGCAGAAAUUUCUGCAGGCACUAGAGGAACUGAUGGUCAGCUAUGACCAGAAAAAUCAGAAUGGGGAGGAAAACAGCCUCAUCAAUAACAAACAGCUCACUGAGCAGCUUAGAAAUAAGAUGGCAAGUCUGAUGGACCUGGAGGUGGAGUUUGCUCAAAUUCAUGAAGUGAUCUCACAACAGAGAAAGCACAUUUCUGACAUGUUGAACAGGCAGAUGAAGGACCUCAACAAGUUCAACACCAUUCUCGUCAAUGGAGAAAUCACUCUAAUGGAGGAGAUGAGUGGUGCGAUUGAGGAGUUGACUGUGGUGCAACAGAACAAUCAUAAGAUAGAGUCAGAGGUUAAGUCAAUGGUAGAGCACUGCGGACAGCAGGAGAACAUGCAGUUGGAGUGUAAUAACAACAUGGAGGAAACCAGACAAAAUCUGCCCUCCUGUUCGAUGCCGGAUGCCAUCUCACAAGAGGUAGAUCACUGA